Polypterus senegalus (gray bichir) is the source of this 4929-nucleotide messenger RNA. It is a transcript of the gene fbxo42, whose product is annotated as F-box protein 42. The transcript is spliced from 10 exons. Lineage: Eukaryota; Metazoa; Chordata; Cladistia; Polypteriformes; Polypteridae. Bases 480 to 2591 code for a protein of 703 amino acids. Gene Ontology annotation, molecular function: protein binding. The record is from RefSeq and is a predicted model, not a curated record.
CCGGGGUAAACUGAGACUCGUCUUCCCACUUUGGUCUCGCGAACGUAGACGUGCGCGUGCUCGCGGUGUGCGGAAUGGUGAUGCUGGGGAAGAUGGCGGCGGACUGGGUUUGGAGAAGCCGCCGUUGGCAUUGAAAGAAACUGGGGAAAAGGAGGUAGAGGUGGAGCGUUACGGGAGAACGGACAUACGCUGAGUGUCUGUUGAGAAGAACAGAGACGAAAACGUUGGAGGGUCCAGUCGUCGUUUUAUUCUUGGAUUAAAGGGACAAGUCGCCAUCAAGGAGAGGCGCGCACGCUCCAUGAAAGAAACGAAUACAAACAAACAAAACCGACAGUUCUAUCACUCAAGGACCAGACGAAAAGGAGAAUAAUAACGGAGAAGCCGGGAGGACACCGCCGCCGCUGCUGCAGGAGCCGCCGCCAGUAGUUGGCAGAGGGAAACGAGGGGCGGGAGAAGCAGUGGCUGUUACACAGCGUGACAUGGCCAGUUCGUCAGACAGUGAGGAUGACAGCUUUGUUGCCAUGGACACAGAGGAGGUUGUAGAAGGCUCAAUGGAACAGGAAGAGGAAGUGCAUCAGCAGCUACCACCGUUACAUUCUCAGCCUCAGGAAAUGGACAGCCAGCACCAGCGUAACAUGGGUGAAUUACCAGAGGAGGUUCUUGAAUACAUAUUGUCCUUCCUGUCUCCUUAUCAGGAGCACAAGACUGCAGCACUUGUCUGUAAGCAGUGGUAUCGUCUCAUUAAAGGUGUUGCCCACCAGUGUUACCAUGGAUUCAUUAAAGCUGUACAGGAAGGAAAUAUCCAAUGGGAGAGUCGCACAUACCCCUAUCCAGGAACACCUAUAACUCAACGCUUUUCUCACAGCGCCUGCUAUUAUGAUUCUAAUCAAUCAAUGUAUGUCUUUGGCGGCUGCACGCAAAGUAGCUGUAAUGCAGCUUUUAAUGACCUCUGGAGGCUUGACUUGAACAGUAAGGAAUGGAUCCGUCCACUUGCAUCAGGAUCUUAUCCUUCACCAAAGGCAGGUGCUACACUAGUUGUGUAUAGAGAUUUACUUGUUCUUUUUGGUGGGUGGACACGGCCAAGCCCUUACCCAUUACAUCAACCAGAACGCUUCUUUGAUGAAAUCCACACAUAUUCUCCAUCCAAAAAUUGGUGGAACUGUAUUGUAACAACACAUGGACCCCCACCCAUGGCUGGGCAUUCGUCUUCUGUCAUUGGAGACAAGAUGGUUGUCUUUGGAGGAUCUUUGGGUUCAAGACAGAUGAGUAAUGAGGUGUGGGUUUUGGAUCUGGAACAGUGGUCCUGGUCAAAACCAAAUAUUACUGGCCCGGUCCCACAUCCACGAGGUGGACAGUCACAGAUUGUAAUUGAUGACAACACCCUACUGAUUUUGGGAGGCUGUGGAGGUCCAAAUGCACUGCUGAAAGAUGCGUGGCUCCUUCACAUGUCCUCUGGCCCAUGGAUGUGGCAGCAGCUAAAGGUAGAGAAUGAAGAGCAUGGUGCUCCUGAGCUGUGGUGCCACCCAGCAUGUAGGGUGGGUCAAUGUGUGGUGGUUUUCAGCCAAGCACCUAGUGGUCGUGCUCCUUUGAGUCCCAGCCUCAAUUCUCGACCUUCACCCAUCAGCGCUACCCCUCCUGCCUUGGUGCCUGAGCCACGGGAGUACCGCUCACAGUCACCUGUUAGAGCUGGGGAAGAAGCACCGUGUGUGAAUGGACGUUGGGGGACACUCAGACCACGAGCUCAGAGACAUAGUGGCGCUAGGGAGGGAAGCUUGUCUCCUUCUCGCAGCAGCACUCCAAGUGGGGGGAACAGCCCUCCUGCACAGAAUGGUAGUAGCCCUGCUGGAGGGAGCCCAGGACAGGCUGGAUCCCCUGGAACCCCAUCUGGAACUGAAAGCUAUGAUUUUCGGAUUAGACAGGCUGCUGAAUUACGUGAUCUCAGGCCUGCAGACUACAGCUGGGACCCCAAAGCAAGCAAUCCAGUCUCUCCAGAAGCCAAAAUUACCAGUUUGAGGGAUUCAACCCAGGAGCAGUCAAAUGGCAUUCACACUCCGCCGAACUUGGACAAAACACCCCCAGGAGCAGUGUCUCCUGGUGCACUGAGGCGUGGGCUGGAAGCUGUCAAUGCUUUGUCCAGUAAUACUGGGAUUAUAGCUGUUGCUGCUGGUGGGCCUUCAGCUUCCAACCCUGUACAGGCAGUUCCAUCUGCCCAGGCAGUUCCAUCUGCCCAGCCAACAAAUACCUCUCCUGGGCCAGGCCAAGUCGACGGACAUCCGAUCCCUCCUAUUGCUCGUAGGCUUGGGCAUCAUCCUCCACAGUCGCUCAAUGUCGGAAAGCCACUUUAUCAAAGUAUGAACUGCAAACCCAUGCAGAUGUAUGUCUUAGAUGUUUCAGGGGUAAUAGAGCACGGGCAAGUAACCUGGAAGGUUUUUGGUGGUUCUUCCGUGGUGGGUCCUCCAGAAACUAGCCUACAUACGGUGGUUCAAGGCAGGGGUGAGUUGAUUAUCUUUGGAGGGCUCAUGGACAAAAAGCAAAAUGUGAAAUACUACCCUAAGACUAAUGCCUUGUAUUUUGUCCGCGCCAAGAGAUAAUGUCAGAACCAAAUUGGCAAAAUGAACUCCUAGUUCAGCUACGGAAGCAGUGCUCCUCCCUUUUUUUUAGCCAGCUCCUUUUCCUCCUCUUCUUCAGGAGGUGAAGCAGACUCCGAUUUAUUGGCUUGAAGGUGCAGAAUUGUGCAACUGUGAGAAAGGAAGACUUAAGAUAUAAGAAGAAAUACUUGCUGUGGAUUGUUUACAAAACUUUUUUUUUUAAGUGGGGAAAAAGGGGGUGGGGGGGUCGACUUUAAGAUAAAAUGAUGCACUUGCAUCAAAGUGAUGAUUGAGUUUCUUUGCCCUGGAUUAUAUUCUGUGAAAGUCCUGAUGUUGGUCUGUGUGUGUGUGUGUCUCCGCCAGUAGAUUGACCAGUUUUGUGUUAGGGGGCUUGGACAGCUCAGCAGUAUGGUCGCCCACAUCGGCUGUCAGAGUCUGCCUCCUUUGCUGGUCCAGUGUACAAUAAGAGUAUGGUGCUGGAUAGCAGAUUGGAAACAUUUAAGUAUGAAAUCCAGUAUACAGGAGAAGCCCAUACAGUUUCUGUAGGGAAUUUGGCAAACCUGAAAUGCCACACAGAACGCAGCUAUAGAAAAUAUGAUCUGCAGAGUCUGGGUCUGAAAAGUUUUUGCUGUCCACUGGUAAUUCUUGUAUUCGGUAUCGUCCUUUUGGUCAGUUCAGCUUUUUAAAUAUUGUAUUGGAGAGGAAAACAGAUAGAAAAGAUCAAUACAGUAUUGCUUAUGGCUUUAAUGUUUUUGGCCAAAAACACGUAUAUCACUUCUGCCCCUCUGCCCAAUGGCAGCUUUGUGUUCCGUGCUUGUGGGUUGUUUGCCUCUGCUUGGUUAUGUGGUGCCCACAGACUAGAUUCAUAUGUGCCAAGGAUGAAACUAAAAAGGUGAUCGUCAGGGGUUUUACCAUUGAGACAUCUCGCCGACAGUUUGCCUCCUGUUACAACUGUUUUGGCAUCGUAAACCAGUGUGCGUGCUAAUGAAACACGACAGAAGGACUGGGUACCAAGUCGUCAUCAGCUACAGUGUUUGCUAGUUUCCAAUCAGAUCAAGUUCUCCAUCAAAACUAAAUCUGGUUCUUAAGAUUUCAUGGUUUCCUUAUUUGUGCAUCCUUCCUUUAGAGUACCAUCUUAUCUUUUCUAAGAGAAUACACAAAUAUGUUUGUUUAGAUCAUUGAACAUAAUUUGGUCUCUGCAUAUUUAUUAAAAUCACGCUUACAAAGUAUUACACACAGAGCAGAUUUAAGCAAUACUGUGCUCGCACACUUCAGUUUCAAUGUUUUGUAUUUGUCAAUUUAUAAAUUGCCUCGAUCUGUUUACUCUGUAAACAGGCAGAUAAAGUAGCAUUGUGCAAUACUCGUUAAAAACCAUACAUAUAUAGCCAAACUUUUUUUUAUAUGUAAAAUUAAAGGUAUACAAUUGUAGAUUUGUGAAUCUAAAGGUUGGGUGCAGAAAAUGAAUCCAGAAUUAAAUCCACAUUAUUUGAACUGAAAUCUGCCAGCUAGAGCUAUUCCAUAGUCGGCCCCCCAUAUCUGGUGGGCUCAUAUUGUUGACUGUUCUGUUAAUGUCAUUUUACUUUGAUUAAGGGUACACUUACCCAGCACCCUCCCACUUGGCCUUUCAGAAAUAAGUAUUUUUGCUCUUCUCCUUUUUGUCUGGUAUUGAGUGUUUACCACACCUUGUCUACAUUUCACCAGGUCGCUCCCCCUGGUCCCUUUGUAUUUUAUUGCUAAGCAAUAUAUGACAUUGUGUUUUUUGUUGCAGUUGAAUUACGUUUAUGUGGAAUUGUCCUCUUUAUCCACAUCUGGCCUUUUGUGAUGCUGGUGAAUUCUACAUUUAGUAGAGAUUUUAAUUUGAGUGAAUGGCGUAUGUGUGCAUUAUGUGUGCAUUGGGGCAACAGGAGUUCAUAUCAAAGCAUUGGGGAAAUGCAGAAUACAAAGGGGUGUGCAGUCUGGAGUUGAAAGUGAGAACCAAAAUGCUGCUUGCUUUGUUACUUCCUUGUAAAUUUUGAAGAUUUCAAAGAUUUGUGUUAAAUAGUUUCUCCCAUAAAGCCCAAACUCCCUUUGAUUAAGAAAAAGUCUGGGUGCCUUUUUUGUGUAAGGUGAGCAAGGAACACACACCUCUGGAUAUUGUGGUUAAUGUCCCUCCAUCCUUUUUCCAAUUCUAAUCCACUUUUUACAUUGUGCAUAGCACGAACUAGUGUUGAAAUAUUGUAUUGGUAACAGUAAAAUAUUAUGCUUCCAUUAAAGUAAAAAACAAAAACCUGUUUAUGGCUCAUAAUUAUGCAAAGUCUUAGACAUUUUUUAAAUUGUUAAUAAACAAAGAAAUUGAACGCUU